Messenger RNA from Acaulospora colombiana, 1338 nucleotides. The record is from the annotation of a GenBank genome assembly. NCBI's taxonomy places the organism in Eukaryota, Fungi, Glomeromycota, Glomeromycetes, Diversisporales, Acaulosporaceae.
AUGUUAAAGGUGAACCCACCAAGAUUUAAUCAACAAGAACUUAGAAAUCCGAGUUUCGAUCGGGUUAAAUCAAAGAACAUUGAGUGUUUAAUUACACCUAAGGGAAUAAAAGUAACUGGUACCGAUUGUAAAGGACAUACCACGGAUUUGACUCAGGAGAAUGGUCUCACACUUGAAAAACACGGUAUAGGCUCUUCUUACCGUCGUGUGUCGCUAAGCGAUCUGGAUUCUCAAAUGUGGUUAAAGAAGUUGGGAGAGGGUCUUGCUACGUAUUUGAGGAAUAAUGAAAAGAUGGAGAUAGAAAAGGGUAAUAUUACGGCUACGGAGAAGCGUACGAAAGCAUCAUCAUCGUUACCGUUGUCGCAGGUGGUGUCAUCCCAAUCACCAGUGCCAAAGAGAAGGAGAACACAUUCAAAUUUUGUGCUCGACAAACUUUCUCAAAAUGAACAGAAGAUAUACACACUUUACAGAUGUGGUGAGAUUGUGUGGGUUGACCUGGAAAGGUUGGAGAUCAAGAAGUUGGAACUUAAAGGUGAAUCGGUUGACCACAAGGCCACAAUCAGAUAUUGGCCGGGAAUAGUGAUGGAAAGGAAAAAGGCACCGAUACUUGAUUCGUGCGAAGAACCCACGUCCUCCAUUUCGAUCACCGCGGCUUCGCCAUCGACUGCAAGUUUAUCGGCUGGCACGAGUACAUCCGGUGAUUCUCCAAUACGGUAUAAAGUCAUUUAUUGUGUUCAGCUGGUGGGUUUGCAUGAUGAGGUCAUGAUCGAUCGUUUAAAGAUGGCUCCUUGGGUUGCGUAUGAACCAAAUGUUGACAUCGCAAAGAGUUCAUCACCUUCAGAGCAUGCUAACAAGAUCCGAAAGAUUAGAAAUCUUAAGGAGAAAAUGCGCUUGAAGAAGAUGAGCCAGUUUCCACAUUAUAAAGCUAUAAUGAUUGGUUCUGAGUUAAUUAGUUUAGAGGAUAUCGUUCGGCUGACACCGGUCGAAAAGAAUGAACAAUCGAUCGACCUUGAUCCAAAAUUUUUGUUUGUUACUUCUAUCUAUGAAGAUCCGAAUAGAGGCAUUCAACUGACGGGUGAUGGUCUGUGUAGGGGAGGUUUGAACAGUACGACUCGUAAAAGGAAGUUGAGUGACUAUGAAUGGAACCCAAUUAAUACAAAAAACGAAGAAUUUACAAUCGAUCUGGAGGAUGUAGCGGGUCGAUUCUAUGUAUCAUAUCCCAACAUUUCAGUUUCCAUGGAAGCUGACAAGCCAAUGACCUUGCAAAAUCGGUACAACACCAUAGGUAUCGUUAUUGACAAUGAGAAUCUAACCUUGGACGUCUCACCUACCAUUUGA